Molecule: messenger RNA, 498 nt
Organism: Amaranthus tricolor (Joseph's coat)
Lineage: Eukaryota; Viridiplantae; Streptophyta; Magnoliopsida; Caryophyllales; Amaranthaceae
Exons: 5
Coding region: 18-461 (147 amino acids)
Source: RefSeq, a predicted model, not a curated record
UUAACAGAAAAACAAAAAUGUCUGAUGACAUUGAAGCUGUAACUUCUAACACAAGUUGUUAUUACAGAGUUCUGGGUCUGUGCAAGCAAGCCACUUCUCAUGACAUUCGUCGUGCCUACCGAAGGCUGGCAUUGAAAUGGCAUCCAGAUAGGUGGAUUAAGAACCCUAAUUCUGCACUUGCUGGGGAAGCUAAAUUGAGAUUUCAGCAAGUUCAUGAGGCUUAUUCUGUUUUGUUAGAUAAGGGAAAAAGAUCAGUUUAUGAUGCUGGAUUAUUCGACUUACUCUCAGAUGAUGACGAUGAAAACUUCACCAGUUUUAUGCAAGACAUGGCAGCCACAAUUAAAAGAACUAGAUGCAAGGAGGGGUACAGUUUAGAAGAGCUCCAAGAGAUGCUAUUUGAGAUGGUUACUGGCUAUGAUUCUAAUCUUCAUUUUCCCAGGAAAAAGACUCGUACAAGUUGAUGCUUUAGUUACGUAAAAUUUUUGAUGAGUUUGUUUA